Ilyonectria robusta is the source of this 1599-nucleotide messenger RNA. RefSeq names its product feruloyl esterase B. The transcript has a single exon. NCBI's taxonomy places the organism in Eukaryota, Fungi, Ascomycota, Sordariomycetes, Hypocreales, Nectriaceae. Bases 1 to 1599 code for a protein of 532 amino acids. The record is from RefSeq and is a predicted model, not a curated record.
AUGGUUCGGCUUCAUAACCUCCUGCUCUCAGGGCUGGCCCCCAUCGCAUUUGCCACUGCUGACAACACCACCGCUUCUUUUGAGGAACGUUGCCGCAGUCUGCCCGCCUCUCUGAAGAUUCGCAAUGCGAACUCGACUACAGCCCAGUUCGUCGCGGCCGGCACGACCUUGACCUUCCCCAACGCCGACCCAAGCUGCGGCCGCGCCUCUCAGAACGUCACCGUCGACCUCUGCCGUGUCAUCACCCAAGUUGCCACUUCGGCCAGAUCUGGCAUCAAGAUGGAGGCUUGGCUCCCGGCCGAUUGGUCCGGCAGGUUUCUGAGCACUGGCAAUGGCGGUCUCGGCGGCUGUAUCCAGUUUGAGGAUAUUCAGUACGCAGCUUCACUGGGCUUUGCGGCUGUGGGCACAAACAACGGCCACGAUGGUUCGACUGGACAGUCCUUUCUCGGCAAUCCCGACGUCAUCGAGGACUAUGCCUACCGUGCGGUGCACACGGGCGUAGUUAUCGGCAAAGAGAUUUCCGCAACUUUCUACGGAACACAGCAUAAGACGAGCUACUACAUGGGUUGCUCGACUGGUGGACGCCAGGGGUUUAAAGAAGCUCAGAGCUUCGCCGACGACUUCGAUGGGAUCGUCGCCGGAGCUCCAGCUUUCUCCUUCAACAACCUUACGUCUUGGAGCUCCUACUUCUACCCCCUAACCGGCCCGCCUACCGCCGACACCUUCGUUCCCUUUGAAGUAUGGCCCGUCAUCGCACAGGACAUCCUCAGUCAGUGUGACCACCUGGACGGCGCCGUCGACGGCAUCUUGGAGUCGCCUGACCUGUGCGACUAUGACCCUUCGGGUCUCAUCUGUGGACAGGGCCAAAACAGUUCGACGUGUCUGACAGAGACACAAGCCAACACAGUCCGCAGCAUAUACUCACCUCUCCUGGACGCAGAAGGCAGUUUCGUCUACCCCCGCAUGCAGCCCGGUGGCGAGUCCACCGAAGCCGUCUUCGCCAUGUUCAAUGGGCAGGUCUUUGGCUCAUCUGACUGGUGGCGCUAUGCCAUCUUCAACGACUCUAACUGGGAUCCCCUAACCCUCAAGAAGGAGGAUUUUCCCUUAUCUUCCACUCUCAACCUUUUCAAUAUUGAUACUUGGGAAGGUGAUCUGUCCGCGUUCCGAGACAGGGGCGGCAAGCUCCUCCACUACCACGGCCAGGUUGACGGCAUCAUCACAAGCGAAAACUCGCCCAGGUACUACGAGCACGUGUCCCAGACCAUGGACUUGGCGCCGAAAGAGCUUGACGAGUUCUACCGCUUCUUCCGUAUCUCAGGCAUGGGGCACUGCUCUGGUGGGCCCGGUGCCAACGUCAUUGGCAACGGUGGAUUCUCCCCGGCGGCCAGUCUGGAACCAGAGGAGAACGUAUUGAUGGCCAUCGUGCGCUGGGUUGAAGAGGGAAUUGCUCCAGACGUGGUGGUCGGCACGGCUUGGGUGAACGGAACGGCGAGCGACGGGGUAGAUUAUAAGCGUCGACACUGCCGUUGGCCUUCGCGUAACGUGUACCAAGGCCCUGGCAGCGUGAAGGAUAUUGACAGCUGGGCAUGCGUCGAGUGA